Messenger RNA from Paramecium sonneborni, 559 nucleotides. NCBI's taxonomy places the organism in Eukaryota, Ciliophora, Oligohymenophorea, Peniculida, Parameciidae. The record is from the annotation of a GenBank genome assembly.
UAUGUAAUCAUCAAUAAAUAAUACAACUAUCACAUCAAAUGCACAUUGCUAUAAAUAAAAAUGCUCCAGAAUAGAUGUCAUUAAUUAAAUUAUUGCCAAAAGAUAAAUUACUAAUGAUAGCUUGUUUUAACUUAAAUUUUAAUAAUUCUAUAGAGAUAGAAUGCAAUUGAACAAAAUUUAAAAAAAAGAUAAUCUUGAAUUACAUGAUUAAAUACUUAGACUAUAUAAAAACAAUCAAGUUGCCCAAUAAAUCAAUCUUACUAUUUCUACUUAAGAAAAUACAUACACACAUUCAUUUCCUAAAUCAAUUAAAACAUCAUUAGAAAAAAGAAGACCAAGAUCAUAAUCUACUCAUAGAAAUAUUAUUAAUUCUCCUCAAACUAAAAGACCUAUUCUAACUGAUGUUUUAAGAAUUUCUCCUAAAUAUAUUACUAACAGAACAACAAUCUCAUCCAAAAAUGACAUCAGAUCUGUUAGAAAAAAUAUAUUUUUAGAUGCUUUAAUCCUUCAAUAAGAUAGCUAAGAUUUAUUCUGAUAUUGUUUUUAUUAGAACUGAAUG